AUGGGAUCCCAAACACAGUCUCAACUACCAGUUGUAAACUUCAUGAAUGAAAAUCUGAAACAAGGUGCACAUACAUGGGUUUCAACUUGUGAAGUAGUGCGUAGUGCACUUGAAGAUCAUGGUGGUUUCUUGGCACUCUACGAUAAGAUCAGUUUGGAGACAUACGACUUGAUUUACAAUGAAAUGAAGAGUUUUUUUGACCUCUCGGUUGAAACAAAACGUAGGAAAACCACUGAAAAACCUAUAUUCAGCUACUCCGGGCAACGACCUGGGAUUCCUUUAUAUGAAUCUACAGGUAUCAUCAAUCCACUUAGCUUUGAGGAUUGCCAAAAAUACACACAUGUUAUGUGGCCAAAAGGAAAUGAUAGCUUCUGUGAAAGUGUCAAUUCCUAUGCAAAGCAACUAGCGGAACUGGAUCAUAUUGUGAAGAAAAUGUUGUUUGAGAGCUAUGGAUUGGAGAAGAAGAAGUUUGAGUGUUUAGUUGAAUCAACUGAAUACGUGCUUCGAGGCUACAAAUACAGAAAACCCCAAGUGGGUGAAAGUAAUAUGGGAGUGCCUCCUCAUUCUGACACGACUUUCCUAACUAUACUGAAUCAGAAGGUAGAAGGCUUGGCAGUGAAGUUGAAAGAUGGGGAAUGGAUUGAGGUUGGUGCUUCACCUUCCUUGUAUUUGGUAAUGGGUGGCGAUGCAUUGAUGGUUUGGAGUAAUGACAGAAUAGCCGCUUGUGAACACAGAGUUUUCACAAACCCAAAGAUAGAAAGAUACUCGAUGGGACUACUUUCAUAUGCUACUAAGAUAAUGGAACCACAAGAGGAGCUAGUUGAUGCAGAACAUCCUCUACGUUAUAAGCCAUUUGACCACUACGGAUACCUUCGUUUCUUCCUCACUGAAGAAGCCAUAAAAUCUGAUUCCCGGAUAAAAGCAUAUUGUGGUAUCUGA
This is a messenger RNA of Sphenostylis stenocarpa, 939 nucleotides long. The record is from the annotation of a GenBank genome assembly. Lineage: Eukaryota; Viridiplantae; Streptophyta; Magnoliopsida; Fabales; Fabaceae.